This is a messenger RNA of Acomys russatus (golden spiny mouse), 2668 nucleotides long. It is a transcript of the gene Znf175, whose product is annotated as zinc finger protein 175. The record is from RefSeq and is a predicted model, not a curated record. NCBI's taxonomy places the organism in Eukaryota, Metazoa, Chordata, Mammalia, Rodentia, Muridae. The coding region runs from base 1 to 2628 and encodes 875 amino acids. Gene Ontology annotation, biological process: regulation of DNA-templated transcription. The transcript is spliced from 4 exons.
AUGGCUACAGAUAAUACUCAUCGACAGAAGACGCAACCCUUGGGUGCAGAGGAGCAGCAUGGGUCAUGCAAGAGACUGGUGUCCUUUGAGGAUGUGACUGUGGACUUCAGCCAGGAGGAGUGGCAGCACCUGGGCCCCGCCCAGAGACGCCUGUACCAGGAGGUCAUGCUGGAGAUCUACGGCCACCUGCAAAAAACUCUAUCCUUCUCAUUGACAGGAUAUCCCAUUCCCAGCCCCGGAAUCAUAUUUAGGAUGGAAAAAGGAAAGGAGGCACAGGCAGGAAAGGCUGAAUUCCCAGGCCAGCGGUGUCAAGAAAAAUCAGGAAUUGAUACCUCACCACAGAAAGUGUCUGAGAAAGCAUCAGUUCUUAGCAAUAUGACAAGUGAAGUCACAAGAGAUGGCUCAUGGUGUCCCUUUUUACAAGAACUGUGGCAGGAUGCUGACAUCACAAAAAGAGAUCAGCAAAACCAGGUUCUGCCCUUCCCUCCUCGUGCUCUCCUCAAGAACACUCUGAGCACAGAUAGUGAUCACGAGCAUCAAAAGUCUGGGGAAACCAUUCCCGUAGGACGACCCUACCUCAUUUCUACACAGGGCAGUCUUCCACGGUACUGCUCCCUUCCAAAAAGUUUGGAGCUAAACCCAGGAGCAGAUGGUCAGAAUGAAAGUAGAGUCACAGAGCAGCUUAUCAGCAUUGUCGCAUCCGGUCAGCUCCUCAUACAAGGCUCUUGUAGCACUAACUGUGUGGUAACUCAAGGCGGAGUAGAGUCAUGCAGAGGCGCUGGGAAUGGAAAAGUUCUCAGCCACAACCAAGCACUGACUCAUGGAAACCAUUCUCAGGAGAAAGCAGACGAAGGUUCUCAGGGUGGGGAGGUACUCUACGCCAUAUCUUUGCGGAAACCUGCCAUCACUCUCACUGUGGACAGACCGGUUGUUUCCUACAGUGGUGGGAAGGCCUUUCUUUAUGUGUCGGAUUCGUUGAGUUAUCCAUGCCAGCUGAAGGUGGAUCGUGUGGGUCACUGUGGGGGGCAGCUUUACAGAUGCAGCCGCUGUGAGAAGUCCUUCUGUGCUAAGGCUGCACUCCUAGAGCACGAGCAAGCGCACAGAGAGGAGAAGCCUUACGUGUGUACUCUGUGUGGGAAAGCCCUCAGCGACAGGUCAGCGUUCUAUGAACAUGAACUGAUUCACAAGAAUCACACUCCUUUUAUCUGUGACAAAUGUGGGAAGGCCUUCUUACGUAAGUCAGAGUUGACAUCCCAUAAACAAAGCCACAACGGAGAGAAGCCUUACAAAUGCAAUGACUGUGGGAAAUCGUUUAAGUUUCCAUCCCAACUGAAGGUGCAUCGUCAGAUUCACACAGGCGAGAAGCCUUAUGCAUGCCGCGAAUGUGGAAAGUCAUUCAGCAAAACCGCUAAACUCAAGGUGCAUCAACGGAUUCACACGGGGGAGAAACCUUACGUGUGUUCUCAGUGUGGAAAGGCCUUCAAUCAGAAAUCAAUACUAGACCGGCACGAAAAACUUCACCCUGGGGAGAAGCCUUACAAAUGCAACGACUGUGGGAAGUCAUUUAAUUAUCCAUCCCAGCUGAAGGUGCACUGCCACAGUCACACCGGGGAGAAGCCUUACAAGUGCCAUGAGUGCGGGAAGUCAUUUAAUUUCCCAUGCGAACUGAAGGUACAUUAUCAGAAUCACACGGGACAGAAGCCUUACAAAUGCCGAGAAUGUUGGAAACUGUUCAGUAAAAUGUCCCAACUGAAGGCACAUUACCGAGUUCACACAGGGGAGAAACCUUAUAACUGCAGCCACUGUGGAAAAGCCUUCUCCACUAAGGAGCAAGUCCAGGAGCAUGAGCGAAUCCACACAGGAGAGCGGCCCUUUGUGUGCACUGAGUGUGGGAAAGCCUUCAGUAGCCGGUCAUCUUUUCGUAAACAUCAGUUAAUUCACACUAAAGAGAGACCUUUUGUCCCUCAGAAAUGUGAAUCAGGCCUACAGGAGUCUGCUUUGGCACCCCUUCAGCAGCUUCAUAUUGGGGAGAAGCCUUACAAAUGCCCUGACUGCGGGAAGUUGUUUAAUUAUCCAUCCCAACUGAAGUCCCAUUAUCAAAUCCACACGGGGGAGAAGCCUUGUAAAUGUCCAGACUGUGGGAAAUCGUUCAGUAAAACAUCUCAGCUGAAGGCACAUUCCCGAAUACACACAGGGGAGAGGCCUUAUGUGUGCUCUGUGUGUGGGAAGGCCUUCAAACAGUUGUCAACCCUGAGCAGACAUGAAAAGAUUCACCUGGUGGAGAAACCUUACAAAUGCAGUUUCUGUGGGAAGUCAUUUUGCUCCCCGUCUGAGCUGAAGGUGCAUCUUCUCAUUCACACCGGGGAGAGACCGUACAAAUGCGGCAACUGUUGGAAAGCCUUUUGUACUAAAGUCCAGCUGCAGGAGCAUGAGCGGAUCCACACAGGGGAGAGGCCUUAUGUGUGCGCUCACUGUGGAAAGGACUUUCGAAGCCGGUCAGUGUUCUCUAAACAUAAGUUGAUUCAUAGGAAGGAAGCACCGUUUGUCUGUGAGAGAUGUGGGAAAGUGUUCUUACAGAAGGCAGAGCUGACGGCGCAUCUGCAAACUCACAUUGAAGACAAACUGUAGGAGUGUCAGGACUGAAGAAUGCUUUAGUCAGAUACAUCAC